This is a messenger RNA of Drosophila ananassae, 2277 nucleotides long. It is a transcript of the gene Ice2, whose product is annotated as little elongation complex subunit 2. The record is from RefSeq and is a predicted model, not a curated record. Gene Ontology annotation, cellular component: transcription elongation factor complex. Gene Ontology annotation, biological process: snRNA transcription by RNA polymerase II; snRNA transcription by RNA polymerase III; positive regulation of transcription by RNA polymerase III. The transcript has a single exon. Bases 104 to 2107 code for a protein of 667 amino acids. Lineage: Eukaryota; Metazoa; Arthropoda; Insecta; Diptera; Drosophilidae.
CUUUGGUAUUGCCAGACUUUUCCCAUAUGGUCACACUAGCACGAGGGAAACCAAAACAUUGAAAUUAUUCCGAUCUUGGGUAUUUCCACUACAAACCCCAACCAUGGACCCAGAUCUGUACCAGGGACACUCUAUUUUCCGGAAUCAACCAUCCUACAAGGUUUUUAACAGAUCUUUCGAGGAUAAGAACGAUUCAUUCUACGCAUUCAUAAACGAAGUAGACCCGGAGGUGCUUCGUGAGGAACAUGAAGGAGUCUCCAAAACCUUCACAUCCUAUAAGACCAACUUUGCGUUAAAGGAUCCACGUACCAAGGAAAUUCCAGGGAAAGUGGCUUACGAUCAUACGAAUGAAAGACUCGGCUACGACUUCCACAAUCCCCAGAAACAGUACUCCGCCUUGAAACAGAACGAACAGGGAGCCUGUGUUCGAGUGCUCCUAUCGUUGCAGGGAGGAGAACCUUCCUCGGAGAAGGACAUUGAAGAUUGGAACGCCACAGAGGGAAAGCGCUGCAACGAGCGUCAGCAAGUGCAGAAGCACUUUCACGAUUAUGAACUUUCCAAGAAAGAAGUCAUUUACUUGCCAAUGAAGCGACUGGUCGCAGUAUAUAGAAAGUGGUACGAUAAAAAGGUGGAUGCGAUUAUAAAGAACUAUCCCAAUGAGACAUACAUAACAUUUUCCGGAUUGCCACAUCUCUCCCAGUGCAAGAGCCUCAACGCAGAAACGGCCAGCAUAGAGGAAAUAGAACUGGAGCGGAUCAAAGGCCGUGUGCGGCUGUGGCCGGAGGUUGACGUUAAAAGGGAAGCCUUUCGGACACUUAAUGUACGUCUGGAUCGGUAUUCGGACGGGUCAACUGAGCGUUUGGGUAAUCUCUUAAGGGAGGAUGGAAAAAAGGCUGAGCUGGAGGCAAGAAACAUAUUCGUUCUGCCCUUGGAAUCGUUGCUAAUGCUCUUGACAUGCGGAUCUUACGUGGAUCUGGCUUCAGAAAUGUUUCUCAGUAUAAAGGAAUCAUCCUACAGUGCUUACAAAUGCGUGGAGUUUCAGCAUCCGUUACCAGCCCGCAACUGUGGCUGGCAUACGAACAACAUGGUCUUGGGCCAGGCCUUCCAUGCUUACUCAUCCCAGCCCGGAGAAGCUGAGUGGUUGGACUACAAAUCAAAUGAAAUCAGGAACAAAGUACCAUACCCACUUGUCGGCGAAACCCCCUCGCUCAAUCUGAAAAUGAGCUAUGAGCCGCACUUGAUUGCUGAAGACUCAUCGGGAAUUGUAGAUAGCAACAGCAAUUGCGCUCUUGUAAGUUGGAUCUUGAAGAGUCAGGAUCAUAAUUUCCAAAUGUUCAGCACUUUAUCCAUACCCGCAGUAAGGGAUUCAUAUGGAAAGAAGUUACUCGGUUGCCAUUUGAUUAAACUGGAGAACAAGCCAGACUGUGGCUGCGAAAUCAUGACCAAAUAUGAGCUUCUCAAAGCCUGGCUGCAAAUAAAACUCUUGCAGGCUGAGUCUGGCCAUUGCACACGGAUAUCUCUGCGGGACUUUGACCCGGUUUUGGAGGAAAAACUGACCCUGGCAUCCUUGGAACAACAGCUGCACGACUACUACAACACAAGCAUGCCGCAAUUACUUUCCAAUCUCUUCGAGUUUCUCAAAAUCUUUCACACGGUGCCGGUGGGCGAUUACCUGCUGCGAUAUUCCCCCAAAUACAAGGAUAAGUUCCUGCUGUGCACCACCACCAAACAGGCUUCAACCCAGUCGUUUCAGCUGCAUCAGGUAUUAAAGGAUGCCGUCCCCAGCGAUCAAAACUUUUUAUCCCAAAGCAGUUAUCUUCCCAUUUCGGCCACGCUAUGUGGUCGCAUGCACGAGGAAUUGCAAUUGGUUCCGUGUUCAUUUCCUGCCAAACCAAAGGGGAAGCUUGCAAAACGUAAAGCUAACGCAAUCGGACCCGUAUCCAUUCCCAUCCCGAAAGCGCCUAUCAGAAAACCACGUCAAAAGCCACCACAGAAGCCUUCUGGGUUACGCUGCCGAAACAAAACCCAACAGAAGGCUCGAGCAAAAGCCCGGAAGAAAGAUGUUAAGGAGCAGGAAGCCAAGUUGGAAAAGUUCAUGGACCUGUAAAAUAUAUCCCCGACUACGCACCGUUUUCAGUACAAACUUAAUUUUCUUAAAAAAGAAUUAUAAAUUAUUUUGACUAACUUAAAGAGGAUGUUAGGCGAAAGCCUAUAAAAUAAAUAACUUUUUGAAACAAACUUUUUACUUAAAAGAGAAUAAACUUUUUUAAUCCGAUG